This is a messenger RNA of Salarias fasciatus (jewelled blenny), 2747 nucleotides long. RefSeq names its product neuroligin 3a (gene nlgn3a). Gene Ontology annotation, cellular component: membrane. Gene Ontology annotation, molecular function: neurexin family protein binding. The record is from RefSeq and is a predicted model, not a curated record. Bases 89 to 2662 code for a protein of 857 amino acids. The transcript is spliced from 7 exons. Lineage: Eukaryota; Metazoa; Chordata; Actinopteri; Blenniiformes; Blenniidae.
CCUUUGCGUUUGCUGAGGCGAGGGGUGGGGGGGGCGCUACCCCGGCUUGUAUGUUGGUCAGCCGCUCUUGUACUCGCUCACAAGGACCAUGUGGUUUUCUCCAAGGAGAAAUCGUUUUCCCUCACAGAACUGGCACGGUGCCGACAGGAGCACCAAUUUCAGCGUGUCCUUGUGGGUAUUAAGUUUUUGUUGGUGCUUUGCAGCUGUGAGAGGUCAGAACUUCCACCCCACUGUGAACACACAGUACGGUAAACUCCGAGGGGUCAGGGUGCCCCUGCCCAGCGAGAUCCUGGGGCCCGUCGACCAGUACCUGGGGGUUCCCUACGCUGCCUCCCCAGUGGGAGAAAAACGCUUCAUGCCCCCGGAGCCUCCUUCUUCCUGGUCUGGGAUCAAAAACGCCACGCACUUUGCCCCUGUCUGCCCCCAAAAUAUUUACAAUGCUGUCCCAGAAAUCAUGAUGCCAAUAUGGUUCACCUUCAACCUGGAUAUUGUUACCACAUACAUACAGGAUCAACACGAGGAUUGUCUUUACCUAAACAUCUAUGUUCCAACAGAGGAUGUCAAAAGAAUAUCCAAGGAAUGUGCCAGGAAACCCAACAAGAAAAUGUGUAGAAAAGGAGGGGCCCAUGCAAAAAAACAGGGCGAGGAUUUAUCGGAUAACGACGGUGAUGAAGACGAAGACAUACGAGACACCGGGGCCAAGCCUGUGAUGGUCUACAUCCACGGAGGAUCCUACAUGGAGGGGACGGGCAACAUGAUCGACGGGAGCGUCCUGGCCAGCUACGGAAAUGUCAUCGUGAUCACUCUUAACUACCGCGUUGGAGUUCUUGGCUUCCUCAGCACCGGGGACCAAGCCGCCAAAGGGAACUAUGGGCUCUUGGACCAGAUUCAGGCUUUGAGGUGGAUCAGCGAGAACAUCGGCUUCUUUGGGGGAGAUUCAAACCGCAUCACUGUGUUUGGCUCAGGCAUCGGAGCUUCCUGCGUCAGCCUGCUAACCCUCUCCCACCACUCUGAAGGUCUUUUCCACCGGGCCAUCAUUCAGAGCGGGUCGGCGCUCUCCAGCUGGGCCGUGAACUACCAGCCGGUCAAGUACACCCGUCUCCUGGCCGAGAAGGUGGGCUGCAAUGUCCUGGACACGCUGGACAUGGUGGGCUGUCUGAGGAAAAAGAGCUCCAGGGAGCUUGUGGAGCAGGACAUACAGCCCGCGAGGUAUCACGUAGCCUUUGGACCUGUAAUCGACGGCGACGUCAUCCCCGACGACCCCGAGAUCCUGAUGGAGCAGGGCGAGUUCCUCAACUACGACAUCAUGCUGGGGGUCAACCAGGGCGAGGGGCUGCGCUUCGUGGAGAACGUGGUGGAUUCAGAGGACGGCGUGUCUGGAAACGACUUCGACUUCUCUGUGUCUGACUUUGUGGACAGUCUGUACGGGUACCCAGAGGGCAAGGACACGCUGAGGGAGACCAUCAAGUUCAUGUACACAGACUGGGCGGACAGGGACAACCCGGAGACCAGGCGCAAGACGCUGGUGGCGCUCUUCACCGACCACCAGUGGGUGGAGCCGUCGGUGGUGACGGCUGAUCUGCACGCUCGCUACGGAUCCCCCACCUAUUUCUACGCCUUCUACCACCACUGCCAGAGCCUGAUGAAGCCCGCCUGGUCGGACGCCGCUCACGGGGACGAGGUGCCGUACGUGUUCGGAAUCCCCAUGGUGGGACCCACCGACCUUUUCCCCUGCAACUUCUCCAAGAACGACGUCAUGCUCAGCGCUGUGGUCAUGACCUACUGGACCAACUUCGCCAAGACUGGGGACCCCAACAAACCAGUGCCGCAGGACACCAAGUUCAUCCACACCAAGGCGAACCGCUUCGAAGAGGUGGCCUGGUCCAAGUACAACCCGCAGGACCAGCUGUACCUGCACAUCGGCCUGAAGCCACGCGUGCGCGACCACUACCGUGCUACCAAAGUGGCCUUCUGGAAACACCUAGUGCCCCACCUGUAUAACCUCCACGACAUGUUCCACUACACCUCCACCACCACCAAAGUGCCGCCGCCGGAGACCACGCAGAACACCCUGUCCACCAAGAGGCCCAACGGCAAGAACUGGCCCUUCAACACCAAGCGGCCGCCCAUGUCUCCGGCCUACAACAGCGAGGACAAAGAUUCCUGGUCCGACGACGAGGAGACGGGCCCCCUGGUGGUGGACAACCCGCGGGAUUACUCCACGGAGCUCAGCGUCACCAUCGCGGUGGGAGCCUCGCUGCUCUUCCUCAACGUCCUCGCGUUCGCCGCCCUUUAUUACCGCAAGGACAAGCGGCGGCAGGACUCCACCCACGGGCAGCCCAGCCCGCAGCGCCAGACCACCUCCAACGACAUCGGGCACCACGCGCCCGAAGAGGAGAUCAUGUCGCUGCAGAUGAACCAGACGCACCACGAGUGCGAGGCGGGGAACAGCAACGAGGGGGCGCUGCGCUUGGCCUCGUUGCCCGACUACACGCUCACCCUGCGGCGCUCUCCGGACGACAUCCCCCUCAUGACCCCCAACACCAUCACCAUGAUCCCCAACUCGCUGGUCGGCAUGCCCAACCUGCACCCGUACAACACCUUCACGACCGGUUUCAACUCCACCGGCCUGCCGCACUCCCACUCCACCACCCGCGUAUAGCUUUAAGGAGGCCAGGCGGCGGCCGGCGCAGGCGGAGGAGGCGGCGGCGCAGCGGCGCGGCGGCGGAGGAGGAGAAGGAGCAGGG